Molecule: messenger RNA, 219 nt
Organism: Danaus chrysippus (African queen)
Lineage: Eukaryota; Metazoa; Arthropoda; Insecta; Lepidoptera; Nymphalidae
Source: the annotation of a GenBank genome assembly
AUGUCUCCAGUGUUUUGUAAUGCAAUGGAAUGCGGUGUAACAUCAAAAAGCAACAAGCGAGAUAAUCCGUUCGCAGCAGGAGGUAGGGUGGAGGGGCACGAAUUAAAAACCCCCGACAAAUGUCCGGCCGGAAUGGAUUACGGCUCCCACGGCCUACACUCCGAGAAACGGAGGGGGAUUCAGAAAGUUUUGGACGAAUACCCAAACCCGAUGAAAUAG